Molecule: messenger RNA, 1354 nt
Organism: Zeugodacus cucurbitae (melon fly)
Lineage: Eukaryota; Metazoa; Arthropoda; Insecta; Diptera; Tephritidae
Gene: Cks30A
Product: cyclin-dependent kinases regulatory subunit
Exons: 2
Coding region: 345-569 (74 amino acids)
Biological process (GO): regulation of mitotic cell cycle
Cellular component (GO): cyclin-dependent protein kinase holoenzyme complex; SCF ubiquitin ligase complex
Molecular function (GO): histone binding; cyclin-dependent protein serine/threonine kinase activator activity; protein kinase binding
Source: RefSeq, a predicted model, not a curated record
AAUUCAAACGGAAAAUAAAACGAUCGACGCGAGUUUAGCGCCUUGCGGAUUUAAUUGGUUUUCUAGCGUAUGGAAGAAUCAUUAAAAAGUGUAUAUUUCGCGAAAAUUGCUAAAAAUAAAGUUUUGAAAAUUCAAACCAACAGAAAAGUACAAUAAGUCGACAAACAAACACAAAUUGACAAUUUUAUUUUUACGUAAAGAGUUAAUACUUGACGUUUAGAACUACGUCCCAAACAUUUUCAAACAGGAUCUACAGGUUGCCGAACAUCUGCACCAGGUGCAAAAAACGUGAAGGAACUGCUGUCAAUUGUUGAAAUCUAGAAAAUUCGCAUAAGUCAAUCAACAUGAGUAAGGACAUCUACUAUUCAGAUAAAUAUUACGACGAAAAGUUCGAAUAUAGACAUGUUGUGCUACCAAAGGAGCUUUCAAAAUUGGUGCCCAAAACACAUCUAAUGUCGGAGAAUGAAUGGAGGUCUAUUGGUGUGCAACAGUCACGAGGUUGGAUACAUUAUAUGAUACACAAACCAGAACCACAUAUUUUACUAUUUCGCCGACCAAUACAACAGUAGGCAUGCAUUAUCAUAAAAACUUAUAACAAAUCAACAGGACCAGUAACCCACCACAUUUUGCUAUUGUUAAGAUCUCGGGCGUGCUGCACUGCCGUAAUUUAUUAAAAACUAAUCUAAAACAGUAAAUACUCGUAAUAAUUGCGUUCACUGUGCCAGAAAAACUAUGUGCGUUAGAAUAGUUGAAUUAAACAGUAUCUCGCCUUUGUGUAAUCUUAUUGAAAUCCUCAUUGUUGUACAAAAUGGCAAUUAAAUUGUAAAUAUGAAAAAGAAAGGCAUGUGCCGGCCUGCCUGAUAUACAUACAUGUUCAAUAGCAUAGGUAUUUGUAAACCUGAUUAUGAUUGCCAUAUGUUGUAUUUUGAAUGCCAUCAAGGUCUGCAAAUAUUUUGAAUUUAUGAACAAACAAAACUUAUAUACUCGUAUUACUACUAUUAAGUUCAUAUACGGAUUAUGUUCAGUAGAGCCUAAACCAAUUUUUCGCUUUUAAUUUAGCAACUCAUUUCGCCACUCAUUCAUCCAAUGUAUGUAUGUAUUUAAUUAAAAUAUUCCUUUUUUUCAUAAUUUAGUGGAUAGGCUCUCUCAGCAUGUUUACGAUUCGAAAACCUUAUUGGCUAGUGUCUUUUAGUUGUAAGACUUUAUGUAUGCUGAAAUAUUAAGUUUAUAAUUUUUACAAACGAAUGCAUGCCUCUUUUAUUGAUAUAAAACAAAUAAGAAAUACACUAUAAAAUAAUUUUUGUGAUUUCAAUAAUACAAUAAAUAGAAUCGGCGUUUUCUUAAAUAUAAAGAA